CUUUUUGUGAUAGAAUGAUCAUUAGUCCUAAGCCCAUUCAGAGGUUCAACAAUGGGGUCGGCUCAAUUUCAGGGCCUUAUUACCCAAGCCCGGCUGCCCCUCGGUGCCACCAGCACCACUGCUCCGUCGCUGCGGAAUUUCAAAGGCAGGUUUGGCCUUAGGGCCUUGGCCCCAGGGAGGACGCCGAGCGCUCCACGGAAAGUCUCCGCCCGGCUCCCAGGGCGCACACUCGCGCGCACGUGGGGCCGAGGCCCUGGUCCCGGGGCCUCAGGGCCAGCAGGAGAGGGACCCAGCCGAGUGACAGCAGGAGGCGGAGGGAAGGUUGGGCCGGAAGGGGCCAGCUCCGCCCCGCGCUCCCUCGCCGCCUCCGCCCUCCUCUUCUCUCCCCUCGUGCGCUCCCUCUCCUCUCCCUCAGCUCCCCAACCCUCCUGCUGCCCCCUUCCCUCUCCUCCCGCUUCUCCCCAUCCAGCCUACCUCCCUUCCCCUCCUCUUCUCUCUCCUCCCCUUCCCUCCCCUCUCCUCUCCUCCCUCCCCUCCCCUCCAGUCGGCCAUCCCUCCUUCCUCCUCCCUCCUCCCUCCUCCCUCCUCCUCCCGCUCCUGAAGAGCGCGCCGCGUGGGGGACGGGCCGGUUACUUCCUCCAGCGACUGACGAGUGCGGUGUCGCUCCAGCUCAGAGCUCCCGGAGCCGCCCGGCCCGCGUCCGGCCUCCCCGAUAGUCUCUGGCCCGCGCCCUCGCCCUCGCCCGGCACGCACCGAGCAGCCGCGGGCCCCGAGCAGCCACCGUCCCGACCGCGCGCCGGCCCUGCCCGCAGCGGCGCGAUGAAUGAUUUCGGAAUCAAGAAUAUGGACCAGGUAGCCCCUGUGGCUAACAGUUACAGAGGGACACUCAAGCGCCAGCCAGCCUUUGACACCUUUGAUGGGUCCCUGUUUGCUGUUUUUCCUUCUCUAAAUGAAGAGCAAACACUGCAAGAAGUGCCAACAGGCUUGGAUUCCAUUUCUCAUGACUCCGCCAACUGUGAAUUGCCUUUGUUAACCCCGUGCAGCAAGGCUGUGAUGAGUCAAGCCUUAAAAGCUACCUUCAGUGGCUUCAAAAAGGAACAGCGGCGCCUCGGCAUUCCAAAGAACCCCUGGCUAUGGAGUGAGCAACAGGUAUGCCAGUGGCUUCUCUGGGCCACCAACGAGUUCAGCCUGGUGAACGUGAAUCUGCAGAGGUUCGGCAUGAAUGGCCAGAUGCUGUGUAACCUUGGCAAGGAACGCUUUCUGGAGCUGGCACCUGACUUUGUGGGUGACAUUCUCUGGGAACAUCUGGAGCAAAUGAUCAAAGAAAACCAAGAAAAGACAGAAGAUCAAUAUGAAGAAAAUUCACACCUCACCUCUGUUCCUCAUUGGAUUAACAGCAAUACAUUAGGUUUUGGCACUGAGCAGGCGCCCUACGGAAUGCAGACACAGAAUUACCCCAAAGGCGGCCUCCUGGACAGCACGUGUCCGGCCUCCACACCCAGCGUACUCAGCUCCGAGCAGGAGUUUCACAUGUUCCCCAAGUCUCGGCUCAGCUCCGUCAGCGUCACCUACUGCGCUGUCAGUCAGGACUUCCCAGGCAGCAACUUGAAUUUGCUCACCAGCAAUUCUGGGACACCCAAAGACCACGACUCCCCUGAGAACGGUGCGGACAGCUUCGAGAGCUCAGACUCCCUCCUCCAGUCCUGGAACAGCCAGUCGUCCUUGCUGGAUGUGCAACGGGUUCCUUCCUUCGAGAGCUUCGAAGAUGACUGCAGCCAGUCUCUCUGCCUCAAUAAGCCAACCAUGUCUUUCAAGGAUUACAUCCAAGAGAGGAGUGACCCCGUGGAGCAAGGCAAACCAGUUAUACCUGCAGCCGUGCUGGCCGGCUUCACAGGAAGUGGACCUAUUCAGCUGUGGCAGUUUCUCCUGGAGCUGCUAUCAGACAAAUCCUGCCAGUCAUUCAUCAGCUGGACUGGAGACGGGUGGGAGUUUAAGCUCGCCGACCCCGAUGAGGUGGCCCGCCGCUGGGGAAAGAGGAAAAAUAAGCCCAAGAUGAACUACGAGAAGCUGAGCCGGGGCUUACGCUACUAUUACGACAAGAACAUCAUCCACAAGACGUCGGGGAAGCGCUACGUGUACCGCUUCGUGUGCGACCUCCAGAACUUGCUGGGGUUCACGCCCGAGGAACUGCACGCCAUCCUGGGCGUCCAGCCCGACACGGAGGACUGAGGUCGCCGGGACCGCCCUGAGCCAGCCCCAGGCUCGUGGACUGAGUGGGAAGCCCAUCCUGACCAGCUGCUCCGAGGACCCAGGAAAGGCAGGAUUGAAAACGUCCAGGAAAGUCGCCAAGAAGCAGUGGCCUUAUUGCAUCCCAAACCACGCCUCUUGACCAGGCUGCCUCACUUGUGGCAGCAACGGCACAGCUAAUUCUACUCACAGUGCUUUUAAGUGAAAAUGGUCGGGAAAGAGGCACCGGGAAGCCAUCCUGGCGCCUGGCAGGCCGUGGGACGGGAUGGUUCUGGCUGCUUGAGAUUCUCAAAGGAGCGAGCAUGUCGUGGACACACACAAACUAUUUUUAGAUUUUCUUUUGCCUUUUGCAACCAGGAACAGCAAAUGCAAAACCUCUUUGAGAGGGUAGGAGGGUGGGAAGGAAACAACCAUGUCAUUUCAGAAGUUAGUUUGUGUAUAUUAUUAUAGUCUUAUAAUUGUUCUCAGAAUCCCUUAACAGUUCUAUUUAACAGAAAUUGUAUAUUGUAAUUUAAAAUAAUUAUAUAACUGUAUUUGAAAUAAGAAUUCAGACAUCUGAGGUUUUAUUUCAUUUUUCAAUAGCACAUAUGGAAUUUUGCAAAGAUUUAAUCUGCCAAGGGCCGACUAAGAGAAGUUGUAAUGUAUGUAUUAUUUACAUUGAAUAGACUUACAGGAAUAAGGCCUAUAGGGGGUAAUCCCUGCUUUUUGUGUUUUGUUUGUUUGUUUGUUUGUUUUGGGGGGUUUUCUUGCCUUGGUUGUCUGGCAAGGACUUUGUACAUUUGGGAGUUUUUAUGAGAAACUUAAAUGUUAUUAUCUGGGGUUAUAUCUGGCCUCUGCUUUCUCCUUUAAUUGUAAAGUAAAAGCUAUAAAGCAGUAUUUUUCUUGACAAAUGGCAUAUGUUUUCCACUUCUUUGCAUGCCUUUAAGUCAGUUUAUACACAAAAUGGAUUUUAUUUUUUAGUUUAACUGUGUUUCUCCAACAGCUCACCUCUCCCUGACCACCCAGCCAUUUCCUUCCUGUGCUCCACGUUCUUCUGUGUGAUUAAAAUAAGAAUACUAUUUUUGGAAAUAUGCAACUCCUUUUCAGAGAUCAGGAGGGAUUUAUGUAGCAGCUAUUUUUACUGCAAAAGUAAUUCACUGGAAAAAAAAUGUAAUUUGUAAGAAAGCUUUAUUUUUAUCUCAGCUCUAUGUAAAGUUAAAGUUACUGUACAGAGCUGAAGGAUGGGGGGCGGUAGGGGUCUUGAUGAAACCUCCUGAACUAAGCACAGUCUGUCCCAUCUUUGUUCACUCGUGUGUCUCAACCAUCUUAAUAGCAUGCUGCUCUUUUUGCUCAGUGUCCACAGCAAGAUGACGUGAUUCUUAUUUUCUUGGACACAGACUAUUCUGAGGCACAGAGCGGGGACUUAAGAUGGGAAAGAGAAAGCAUCGGAGCCAUUCAUUCGGAGAAAACGUUUUGAUCGAAAUGGAGACUUUUGUAGUCGUUUCAAAAGAGCACCUGAGUCAUGUGUGUUCCCGGCCUUUAUAAAUGACCCGGUCAAGUUGGUUUCAAAGUCCGACAGGCUUGUCUGUUUACUAGCUGUGUGGCCUUGGACCGGUGGCUGACAUCUGUAAAGAAUCCUCCUGUGAUGAAACUGAGGAAUCGGGUGGCCGGGCAAGCUGGGAAGAGCAAAGUCAGAGCUGCGAUGCCUCAAUACCCACAAAAGACCAUUCCCAGUAUACAUAAGCACAGGAUGUUUUUCUCAAGAGGGACAUAUUUAUCACUUGGACAUCUGUUUAUAACAUAAACAGACAUGUGACUGGGAACAUCUUGCUGCCAAAAGAGUCCUAGGCAUUGGCUCAUUGUAUGUGAGGUUGAACCACGUGAAAUUGACAAUAUUAGACUGGCUUUUAUCUACAAAGAAGGAGUUUCAUGGGGUUCAGCCUAAUAGUUAUGGAAACUACAGUCCUUAUAAACCAUUGGCAUGGUAAUAAACAGAUCUUAAGCAUAAAAAUUUUGUAAUUGGGCCUUUACUCUCUCAAUAAUAAAGUAUUUUGUUUAUAUAAA
Symphalangus syndactylus (siamang) is the source of this 4290-nucleotide messenger RNA. It is a transcript of the gene ETS2, whose product is annotated as ETS proto-oncogene 2, transcription factor. Gene Ontology annotation, biological process: cell differentiation; regulation of transcription by RNA polymerase II. NCBI's taxonomy places the organism in Eukaryota, Metazoa, Chordata, Mammalia, Primates, Hylobatidae. Gene Ontology annotation, cellular component: nucleus. The record is from RefSeq and is a predicted model, not a curated record. Gene Ontology annotation, molecular function: sequence-specific DNA binding; DNA-binding transcription factor activity, RNA polymerase II-specific.